Messenger RNA from Schistosoma bovis, 621 nucleotides. The record is from the annotation of a GenBank genome assembly. NCBI's taxonomy places the organism in Eukaryota, Metazoa, Platyhelminthes, Trematoda, Strigeidida, Schistosomatidae.
AUGAAUAGUAAUCCGUCAAUACGAUCUAAUACAUUGAAGCACUCAUUAUGUAAUAAUCUUUAUUCAUCAUUUAUAACAAAUACAUCAGAUUUAACAACAACUAUGAUGAUGAUGUUGAAUCGAAAAAAAGGAACAAAUUCAGCAACAAUAACAACAACAAUAACGACACCACUAACAACGACAACAACAAUGACGAUGACAACAAUAAACCAAAAAGACAACUUAUCAAUGAUAAUAGAACAUAAACCAAUAUUUAAUCAUUAUCAGACUACUACUAAUAUUUUAUCGAUUAAUAAUAAUGAUAAUAAUAUAACUGAAAAUCAGUUGAAUCUUUAUAAAAAACAAUAUUCUCGUGAAUAUCAACGUUAUAAACGUGCAUCAUUACAAUAUCGUUAUGCGCAUGCAGCACGUGAACGUCAACGUGUAGCGGAAUUUAAUAAAGUAUUUAAAAAAUUACAGAAUUUAUUACCAAUUCAUAAUUAUUUAUCAUCAAAUCGACGUUUAUCUAAAUUGCAAAUACUUAAAUUAUGCUCUUCAUAUAUUUAUUAUUUAACUUGUUUACUUCAAAAUAACAAUAAUAAUAAUAAUUGUCAUUAUUCGACAUUCAAUGUUCAAUAUUGA